AUGAGCCUGGAACGCCAAGAAACAACUCAAAAUGAUGAGUUGGAGGAUACAGGGGAGAGUGCACUGCCGAAGCUCCCCCAUUCAUCAACAUCUGGCUCUGGGCCAUUCAAGGAAACCCUUCCAGAGAAAACGCCAUCCUUCCUCGGAGAAGCUAAAGGCAAAAUUUCUGAACCAGUUGUUGCCGCGUUCAUAGGUGGAGGUGUAGCUGGAGCAGUCUCCAGGACAAUAGUGUCACCCCUCGAACGUCUCAAAAUACUCUUUCAAAUUCAAAGUGUGGGGAGAGAAGAGUACAAACUAUCAAUAUGGAAAGCUCUCGUGAAAAUGGGGCGAGAGGAGGGAUGGAGAGGAUUCAUGCGAGGAAACGGCACGAACUGUAUUCGCAUAAUUCCUUAUUCUGCAGUGCAAUUUGGGAGCUAUAACUUCUAUAAAAAUUUCGCAGAGCCUUCUCCAGGCACCGAUCUGUCACCAGUGCGUCGUCUCAUUUGCGGGGGAGCAGCUGGAAUAACGUCAGUCACCAUAACUUAUCCCCUUGAUAUUGUGCGGACGCGACUUUCUAUCCAGUCAGCCUCAUUCUCUGCGCUCAGAGAAAGGGAAGCUGGCGAGAAAUUGCCAGGCAUGUUCCAUACCAUGGUAUUAAUGUAUAAGAAUGAGGGUGGCAUUGUUGCUCUCUAUCGCGGAAUUGUCCCUACAGUCGUUGGCGUCGCCCCAUACGUGGGCCUCAAUUUUAUGACGUACGAAUCAGUCCGCAAAUACCUGACACCUGAAGGUGACAAAAACCCUAGUCCUUUGCGAAAAUUAUUGGCAGGUGCCAUUUCCGGGGCUGUGGCGCAAACAUGCACAUAUCCAUUCGAUGUUCUUCGGCGGCGUUUCCAAAUAAACACUAUGUCUGGAUUAGGCUAUCAGUAUGCAUCUAUUUGGGACGCCGUAAGAGUCAUUGUGACCGAGGAAGGGGCACGUGGUCUUUUUAAAGGCAUCGUGCCUAACCUUCUCAAAGUGGCUCCAAGCAUGGCGAGCAGUUGGCUUAGCUUCGAGCUAACCCGAGAUUUCCUCAUCGGUAUCGACUUGGACCGUCACCAUGUGCGCAGCACCCACCGCAAGGCGCCAAAGAGCGAGAAUGUCUACUUGCAGGUUUUGGUGAAACUUUACCGCUUCCUUGCCCGCCGCACGGAGUCAAACUUCAACAAGGUUGUGUUGCGCCGCCUUUUUAUGUCGAGAAUCAACCGCCCGCCCGUUUCCCUCUCGCGUAUCGCAGCGAAUGUCAGCGAGUCGCACAAAGGCAAGACUGUCGUCGUCAUUGGCUCAAUUACAGACGACAACCGCCUCCUCACCGUCCCAAAACUGUCUGUGGCCGCUCUCCGCUUCACCGCUACCGCUAGAGCCAGGAUCGAAAAGGCAGGUGGUGAGGCUCUGACUUUGGACCAGCUCGCUCUCCGAGCCCCUACUGGAGCCAACACCCUCCUUCUCCGUGGACCCAAGAACGCCAGAGAGGCCGUGAAGCACUUCGGCUUUGGCCCUCACAGCCACAAGAAACCUUAUGUCCGAAGCAAGGGUCGGAAGUUUGAGAGAGCUCGUGGUCGGAGAAGGUCUAAGGGUUUCAAGGUCUAA
Molecule: messenger RNA, 1605 nt
Organism: Aspergillus wentii DTO 134E9
Lineage: Eukaryota; Fungi; Ascomycota; Eurotiomycetes; Eurotiales; Aspergillaceae
Product: putative mitochondrial carrier protein
Exons: 8
Coding region: 1-1605 (534 amino acids)
Biological process (GO): translation; transmembrane transport
Cellular component (GO): ribosome
Molecular function (GO): structural constituent of ribosome
Source: RefSeq, a predicted model, not a curated record